AUGCUCAAAUUCUUUUUAGUACUCUUCAUUGUUGUUGUUGUAUGGGAUAAUGCAUCCACUACACCUAAUAUAGACAUAGAGGCCAUUAGAAAUAGAAUGAAUGUGAAUUCUACUGACACUGAAGAGGAUCUGACACAAGAGAGUGAUGAAGAUGACGAUGAUAACUCAAACUCCAAUAUAAUAGACGAAGAGCAAAGUAAAUCAUUUUAUUCUUAUUUUGAGUUUGUUCGACUUUCAAUAAACAUUAUUUGUAAAGCACCCAUCAGAACAUCGGUUAUAUGA
Messenger RNA from Schistosoma rodhaini, 282 nucleotides. The record is from the annotation of a GenBank genome assembly. NCBI's taxonomy places the organism in Eukaryota, Metazoa, Platyhelminthes, Trematoda, Strigeidida, Schistosomatidae.